This is a messenger RNA of Zasmidium cellare ATCC 36951, 972 nucleotides long. RefSeq lists its product as uncharacterized. The record is from RefSeq and is a predicted model, not a curated record. The transcript is spliced from 3 exons. Gene Ontology annotation, molecular function: aminopeptidase activity. Gene Ontology annotation, biological process: proteolysis. Gene Ontology annotation, cellular component: cytoplasm. The coding region runs from base 1 to 972 and encodes 323 amino acids. Lineage: Eukaryota; Fungi; Ascomycota; Dothideomycetes; Mycosphaerellales; Mycosphaerellaceae.
AUGACCACGACCACCGGCUACGACCACGCCGACGCCUUCGACAGCGGCCACCUCGCCGUCGGCUCGAUCCACAAGAUCUUCUACCACCAAUACGGAAAGCCAGACGGCAAACCCGUCAUCUUCCUCCACGGCGGCCCCGGCGCAGGAACCACCAAAGAAAACACCAAAUUCUUCAACCCAGCCCACUACCGCGUCGUCCUCCUCGACCAGCGCGGCGCCGGGAAAUCCACUCCCGUAGCGGAAAUCCGCGAGAACACGACGCAGCUCCUCGUGCAGGACAUCGAGACGCUGAGACAGCACCUCGGGAUCGAGAAGUGGUUCCUCGUCUUCGGCGGCAGCUGGGGGAGUACGCUCAGCCUGGCGUACGCCGAGACACACCCCCAACGAGUGAGCAGCCUCAUCCUGCGCGGGAUCUUCACCGUGCGAGACCUCGAGCUCGGCUACGGCUUCACGCCCCUCGGCUCGGCGAUGCUCUUCCCAGAAAACUACGAGCGCCUCAUCAACUACCUCCCUCCCCAAGACCGCGCAGACCCCGCCCCAGCAUACGCAAAGCUCCUCUGCUCGGAUGACCCGGCGGUCAGGAUCCCCGCGGCGAAGGUCUGGAAUUUGUACGAGAUGAGCGUGAGCAGUGUGGAUCCGGAUUUUAAGGAGAUCGAGGCGAAGGUCGAGGAUGAGGAGUGGAGUUUGCAGCAUGGACGGUUGGAGGCGCAUUAUUUUAUUAAUAAGGGGUUCUUGGGGGAGGGGCAGUUGUUGAGGGAGGAGGAGGUGGGGAAGAUUAGACAUAUUCCUUGCACGAUCAUCCAAGGCCGACUGGACUUCGUCUGUCCGCCGAAGACGGCUUGGGAUUUGCACAAGAUGUUGCCGGAUUCUAAGUUGUUCAUGAUACCCAAGGCUGGGCAUAGUGCGAAGGAGCUGGGGAUUUUCGAGAAGCUGGUUGAGACUUGCGAUGAGUAUGCUUCGAAGGACUUUUAG